AUGUCUUACGGCGGAUACAGCGGCGGCUCCGGUCGCGGUGGCUCCUAUGGCGGUGGUCGUGGCGGCUACGGCGGUGGCUCUAGCAGCUACGGCAACGGUGGUAGCAGUUAUGGUGGUGGCUCCUCAUACGGAGGUGGCAGUUCGUAUGGCAACGGAGGUGGCGGAUACGGUGGUGGAUACGGUGGUGGCUACGGCGGCGGCGACCGCAUGAGCAACCUCGGUAGCAACCUUGGCGCUGUCGACUGGAACUCUGUCAACCUCGUUCCCUUCGAGAAGAACUUUUACGUCGAGGACCCCCGUGUCUCCAACCGCUCUGACAGCGAGGUCCAACAGUACCGCGCCUCCAAGCAGAUGACCAUUCAAGGUCAGAACGUGCCCAAGCCCGUCACUUCGUUCGACGAGGCCGGCUUCCCCGAUUACAUUCUCUCCGAAAUUAAGAAGAUGGGCUUCAGCGAGCCCUCGGCCAUUCAGUCCCAGGCCUGGCCCAUGGCUCUCAGCGGUCGUGACCUUGUCGCCAUCGCUGAGACUGGUUCCGGUAAGACCAUUGGCUUUGCGCUCCCCGCCAUGGUUCACAUCAACGCUCAGCCGCUCCUCAAGCCUGGCGAUGGCCCCAUUGCCCUCAUUCUUGCUCCCACUCGUGAGCUUGCCAACCAGAUCCAGGUGGAGUGCAACCGCUUCGGUGGCUCCAGCCGCCUCCGAACCUGCGCCGUCUACGGUGGUGUCCCCAAGGGUCCUCAGAUCCGCGACCUCCAGCGUGGCGCCGAGAUCUGCAUCGCCACCCCUGGUCGUCUUAUCGACAUGGUGGACGCUGGCAAAACCAACCUUCGACGCGUCACCUACCUGGUCAUGGAUGAGGCUGACCGCAUGCUCGACAUGGGUUUCGAGCCACAGAUCCGCAAGAUUUUGCAGCAGAUCCGUCCCGACCGACAGACGCUCAUGUUUUCCGCCACCUGGCCCAAGGAGGUGCAACGUCUUGCGGGCGAUUUCCUCAACAACUACGCCCAGGUUAACAUCGGCUCCACCGAGCUUGCCGCCAACCACAACGUUAAGCAGAUCAUCGAGGUCUGCACCGAAUUCGAAAAGAAGGGCAAGCUCAUUGGUCACCUGGAGACCAUCUCGGCCGAGAACGGCAAGGUCAUCAUCUUUACUAGCACCAAGCGUGUUGCUGAUGACCUGACCAAGUUCCUUCGUCAGGACGGCUGGCCCGCCCUUGCCAUCCACGGUGACAAGCAGCAACAAGAACGUGAUUGGGUACUCGCCGAGUUCAAAUCGGGUCGCAGCCCCAUUAUGGUUGCUACCGCUGUAGCAUCUCGAGGUCUCGACGUCAAGGACAUUUCUUAUGUCAUCAACUACGACUUCCCUACUAACACUGAGGACUACGUCCACCAGAUUGGCCGUACCGGACGUGCCGGACGCACAGGUACGGCGUACACGUACUUUACGCCGGAGAACUCCAAGUCGGCGCGAGAGCUGAUUGGCAUCCUUCGCGAGGCCAAGCAAGAGAUCCCUCGUGAGAUUGAGGAGAUGGGUCGCUUCGGUGGCGGAGGCGGUGGACGUGGCUUCCGUGGCGGUCGCGGGCGCGGUCGCGGCCGUGGCGGCUACGGCGGUGGAGGACGCACGGGAGCCAACUCGUUUGCCGUGGGCAAUUCGAGGUGGUAA
Messenger RNA from Mycosarcoma maydis (corn smut), 1659 nucleotides. RefSeq names its product putative DEAD-box ATP-dependent RNA helicase DBP2. Gene Ontology annotation, biological process: rRNA processing. The record is from RefSeq and is a predicted model, not a curated record. Gene Ontology annotation, molecular function: RNA helicase activity; ATP binding; RNA binding. Lineage: Eukaryota; Fungi; Basidiomycota; Ustilaginomycetes; Ustilaginales. Gene Ontology annotation, cellular component: ribonucleoprotein complex; nucleus; cytoplasm. The coding region runs from base 1 to 1659 and encodes 552 amino acids. The transcript is spliced from 3 exons.